CAAGCAGGAAUAUCUCAGGAGGACAUCUAAUGUUAUCCCCGGAUUGUGAAAUAAAAGAUAAUGACAGUAUACAGGAUUCUCCAGGAGAUAAUCCCAAUACCCCAAUUAUACAUCCAGCUCUACCAGCUGUUCCCUCUGAUCCUGGGGAAUGUUCUCCUGAUCACUCUGAUAUUGGAGCAUCUGUUACAGCUCUGAGAGUAGAUACAGUGUUUCCGUGUUCUAUAGAUGCCAAAUGUUUUACACCGAACACAAAGCCUAUUAACCCACACACAGGUAAGGCAGGUGAGAGGCCACUGAUCUGUUCUGAGUGUGGGAAAUGUUUUACAUACAAAUCGCAAUUUGUUAUACAUCAGAGAAGUCACACAAGUGAGAAGCCAUUUCUAUGUUCUGAGUGUGGGAAAUGUUUUACAUACAAAUCAGAUCUUGUUAUACAUCACAGAAGUCACACAGGUGAGAAGCUAUUUUCUUGCUCUGAGUGUGGGAAAUGUUUUACACGGAAAUCAGAUCUUGUUGGACAUCACAGAAGUCACACGGGUAAGAAGGCAUUUCCAUGUUCUGAGUGCGGGAAAUGUUUUACACGGAAAUCAGAUCUUGUUGUACAUCACAGAAGUCACACAGGUGAGAAGCCAUUUUCUUGCUCUGAGUGCGGGAAAUGUUUUACACGGAAAUCACAUCUUGUUGGACAUCACAGAAGUCACACGGGUAAGAAGGCAUUUCCAUGUUCUGAGUGCGGGAAAUGUUUUACAAGGAAAUCAGAUCUUGUUGUACAUCACAGAAGUCACACAGGUGAGAAGCCAUUUUCUUGCUCUGAGUGCGGGAAAUGUUUUACAUACAAAUCAGAUCUUGUUGGACAUCACAGAAGUCACACAGGUGAGAAGGCAUUUCCAUGUUCUGAGUGUGGGAAAUGUUUUACACGGAAAUCAGAUCUUGUUAGACAUCACAGAAGUCACACAGGUGAGAAGCCAUUUCCAUGUUCUGAGUGUGGGAAAUGUUUUGCACACAAAUCACAUCUUGUUACACAUCACAGAAGCCACACAGGUGAUAAGCCAUUUUCUUGCUCUGAGUGCGGGAAAUGUUUUACACGGAAAUCAGAUCUUGUUAAACAUCACAGAAGUCACACAGGUGAGAAGCCAUUUCCAUGUUCUGAGUGUGGGAAAUGUUUUGCACACAAAUUACAUCUUGUUAGACAUAAUAGAACUCACACAGGUGAGAAACCAUUUCCAUGUUCUGAGUGUGGAAAAUGUUUUACACAAAACUCACAUCUUGUUAGACAUCAGCGAACUCACACAGGUAAGAGGCUAUUUCUAUACUCUGAGAAAUAAAUCAGCUCUUGUUGCACACAAUAGACAUCACUCAGGUGAGGAACCAUUUUAAUCUUCUGGAGUAUUCUCAUCAUUGCCAUGCGUUGUUCUUCAAGGUUCCUAUCCUAUCUCCUAUGCUUUUUGCAAUAUACAUGUUACCACUGAGUGAAAUAAUCAGAUGUCAUGCUCUUAUUUAGCACUGCUAUGCAGAUGACUUGUCUCUUGCUCCGGGUACUGAGAACCUAGUACAAAUCCUAAAUGGUUGUCUAGCUGAGCUCCAGGUGUGGGUGAUGCCAGUUGGCUGUGACUCAGUCCUGGUGAAACAGGUCUAUAUGGUAAAAGCUCACCAACAAAGGGCAGGGCUACAGCUCUGCUUUGCAAACCAACCAGACUUGUGCUUGGGGGUUCAGAGUAACAAAAUGCUGAUCCUGUGCGAAAUCUUGGUGUCCUGGAUGGUGGAGUGACACUUAGACAUUAGGUAUCAGCCACAAUCAGAUCCUCAUCUGAGGAACAUAGCCAGACUCCAGCACUUAUUUCCCUCAGAAGAUCUUCCUACAGUCAUACAUGUACUUGUAUCAUCACGCAUAGACUACUGCAAUGUCCUCUACCUGGGUCUCCCAGCAAUAGAAUUGCAUCGGUUGUAGCUUAUACAGAAUGCAGCAGCCAGGCUGUUACCUAACCAGCCCGUUCCUGCCACAUAACAUCUCUUCACCGGCUGCCUGUAAGAUGGUGACUGUAUUACAUAAUCUUACUGACUCUCCCAGCCCUACAUGACCAGGGUCCAUGGUACCAGAAGCAGCUUCUGCCUCCUUACUGUCCUGCUUUCUUACUUCCACCUGCAGAUGAAGGACUGUUACAAGCAGUACCAAGAAUCCCCAAGCAGUACUGAGAUGUCAGGGGGGCAGACAGGGUGGUGGCACAGGCACUGUCUGUGGGUAAUAUUGUCCCCAAGCAGCGCUAAGGUGUCAGAGGGGAGACA
Molecule: messenger RNA, 2280 nt
Organism: Pseudophryne corroboree (corroboree frog)
Lineage: Eukaryota; Metazoa; Chordata; Amphibia; Anura; Myobatrachidae
Product: oocyte zinc finger protein XlCOF6.1-like
Exons: 1
Coding region: 30-1322 (430 amino acids)
Biological process (GO): regulation of gene expression
Cellular component (GO): nucleus
Source: RefSeq, a predicted model, not a curated record